AUGGGAGUCGGAGUCGGGGUCGGCGGGUUUGGAACGUCAACUAAUGUGUGCUGUACCAGACUUUUCGGAUUCUUGCUCGGCUCGACUCUCGCGGGAGCGUCGGUCUACUACUACAUCCUUCAAGAAUACAAGGUGUCCAACGAGCUGUUGACAGAAGAUAUCUAUGCUCUUCAAGCAGCUGUUCAACGGAUCCACUCCUACGUGACGGAACUCGAGAACAAAAUGUCUCAAAUGAAAAAGUAA
Capronia coronata CBS 617.96 is the source of this 243-nucleotide messenger RNA. RefSeq lists its product as uncharacterized. The transcript is spliced from 2 exons. The record is from RefSeq and is a predicted model, not a curated record. NCBI's taxonomy places the organism in Eukaryota, Fungi, Ascomycota, Eurotiomycetes, Chaetothyriales, Herpotrichiellaceae. Bases 1 to 243 code for a protein of 80 amino acids.